Messenger RNA from Clonostachys byssicola, 350 nucleotides. The record is from the annotation of a GenBank genome assembly. NCBI's taxonomy places the organism in Eukaryota, Fungi, Ascomycota, Sordariomycetes, Hypocreales, Bionectriaceae.
AUGCAGUACUCUCUCGUCUUCCUCGCCGCUGCCGGCCUCGUCGCCGCCCAGGAGACCUCGCAGCCUCCUCUGUUUACCUCGCAGCCCCCUCUGUUCACAUCGCAGCCUCCUCUGGUCACCAUCCCCGCUGGCCUCGAGUCCGCCGUGAGCUCUGCUGCCCCUACCUCGGGCGCUGAGUCUGCCUCAUCUGCUGCCGGCAGCGCCGCCAGCUCCGUCGUCGGCUCCAUCACCUCGGCCAUCCCCACCACCCUGGUAUCCUCCAUCCAGAGCUCCCUCUCGGGCGACAUCUCGAGCCGUCUGUCCAGCGCUUCUGGUGACCUCUCCAGCCGCCUCUCCAGCGCCUCCGGUGA